AUGGAUUUUACUCCGGAAUUAGUAGCGUUACAAGGAGCCAUAUUGUCAGUUGAUAAUACGCAUCCUUUUACAAAAAUAACAGCUAGAGGAGGUAAUGAAAAAAAACUUGAAGCCAUCAUAAAUGCGUUACAAGAGUUUUUAUCUGAAAAACAGUUUGACCAGAACCUGAAUGAGAUAAAAAGAGAUCUUUUAAGAAAAUUUGCAUUCUAUCUAGUGCUGAAUGCAGAUUUGGAAAUCCUUCAAGAAUUAGUUGAAAUAGAUGGAGUUGGUUCAGUUAUAUGGACAAUACCUACAAUCCCAAAGUGUUUACUAAAUGAAAUGUUAUGGAAACUAAAUAUGAGAAGUUCUGUUGGUGAGAUUAUUAUUUAUUCCAAUCCACAACUAUCUCUACAACUGACAGAACUUUUAAUAGAUCACUUUAAAUAUUUUCAUCCAACUCAGUGUUUAAAAAACCUUCAAGUGUUGGUUGCUGCAUGUUAUAAAUUUAUAUACAGAUUAAUAUUUUUCAAUACCACAAGUAUAGAAUUAACACAAGCUGUUAACAAUUUUCAUACUUGCUUAAAAUAUUUUUAUGAACCACCUAAUUAUAGAAAACUUGAAAUGAUUACGAAGGAUGACAAAUAUAAGUAUGUGGGUAAUAAUUUAUACAUAUUAUUUGAUACAAUUAAUGACUGUUUCAGUGAAUAUGUUAAAACACAAACAUUUAAGCUACCAGCUUCCUAUUCAAUUUAUGAAUUGUCAUAUAAAGAAGAAUCUUUAAAAAAUUUAGAGGCAUAUACUAUAGACAACUGUUCUCAUAAAGAUGUUAAAGAAAGCAUUGAAAACUGUAAUAUAGCAUUAUUGGACACUUGCAAAGAAUUAGUUAAGGAAGUAAGUGUUGAAAUUUAUUGUGCUUGGAGUGAGUUUGAAGAAGAUAACAAAAGUAUGCAGGAGACAGUUGGAGAAAUGUGCUAUAAAGUGCAGAGUUUUUUACUAAAUAUCCCCACUGCUUGUGAACAUCCUGUAAUCUCUAUGUUAGAGCAAAUAUCUUGUAAACCUGUAGACUGUGUACAAAUUAUUAACGAAAUAGACAAUGAAACCCUUGUUCAUAAUAUAAUUAAUGAUGAUGAUGAUAAUGAUGAAAAAAUUAAAUGGAUUAGAGCUACAUUGUAUCGUAAUGAUUUGUGCAAAGAUACAAUUCUUAUUGAACAAUUGAUGUUAAAUAUAUCAGUGUUAAAUGAAGAGGAAUGCAGUAAAUUAUUUAAAAUAUGCAAAGCUCACAUAACAGAUGCAUUAGACGUUCAUGAAAAUGUAAAGUUAUUAUUGAUAGACGCAUUUCAACAGUGUAGUACAGAAAAGAAAUUUGAGCUUCUAGAUGAAUAUUUUAAUGAUAGCUUCAAUGAUAAUUUAGUAACUCAAAAUUUUAGUCAAAUUAUCAUUGAAAUAUUUAAUAAGUUAACUAUGUCGUCAGACACAGAUAUGUCGGAAGUGCUUUGUGUAUUCUUACAAAGUCCCAAACAAGUCUUUACCAAAGUUUUUCAUGUGGCCGCUGAAAAUAAUCAACAAACUCAAAUGAUGGUGAAUUUAAUGGAAUAUUUGAAACAGUAUACAAAUAAAUAUUAUACCAAUGAAACAGAAUGCUGUAUUUUGACAGUCGCCAAGGAGUUGAUGGAGAGUGAUAUGAUGAAAGAAAAAUUCUUAAAUUACAUAAUGUUUUUGACUAAGCUAAAGUCUGCAGACAUCAUACCUGGUUCCAAGUUGUUUCUUUUAGUAAUUAUGCCAUGUCUAUACAAUAGUCUGUUAAAUAAAAACAUAGUUGGAAUUCACAUGCAGUGUAAAUUAUUACUUCAAGCAUAUACAUUGAAUGAACUUGUUGAAUAUCGAGCUCCACUAAUGGCAAUGUUGGGCCAAGUAUUGGAAACAGUUAGAUGGAAAAUUACAACGUUUCAUACAAUGUCACCCCUCACACUGCAUUAUGGAAUUGAGUUACUUUCAUCCAUACUGGAUACAUAUUCUCAGCAGAUACCAGAAAAAGAACAAUAUUGGUUAAAAGUAAAACUGAGGAACAUAGACCCAUUAAAUUUGUACUAUUUUAGACAAUUAUGGAAUCCUCCUGGAGAUACAUUCCUUGAAGUUAUCACGGGUGUGCAUAUUUAUAAAGAAAUGGAUGUCGAACACCUCACUGCUAGGUUGUCAAAGGUAUUGUGUUCAACUACACCGGAAGAGUGGAAUCAAAUUUGGAAAGAUCUGGAAAUAUUUACAAAGCGACAUUUAUAUAAUAUAUUCCACGAAGCUGUGUUGUUAAUCGCCAUGGCGGAGAGCAAACACAGGACGGACGAAACAUGGUCGUGUCUUAUGUAUUGUUUUGACAAUUUUAUUGAGAUAACUCGGUGCCAUUAUUUGAAGAAAGAAAUGGAUGAAAAUCAAAUCAAGGAUGUCGUGGAAAAAUUAAUUCUAUUAGAAAAUUUUGUCAGCGACGAUAUUGAUGUAUAUUCAAGCAAAGUUUUGCCUAUUUUCACUUAUAUGGCGGAAAAUAAUGAUUAUUCAUCAAUAUGGAAUUCGUUGAGUCACAAAAUAAAAAACAAAACGUUUUCAGAUUUUAUUAAUAAACAUAUUUUUGGUAUUGAUUAA
Messenger RNA from Pieris macdunnoughi, 2610 nucleotides. The record is from the annotation of a GenBank genome assembly. NCBI's taxonomy places the organism in Eukaryota, Metazoa, Arthropoda, Insecta, Lepidoptera, Pieridae.